UGUAAACACCUGACCACUGCAGGGGACCGAGCCCGCUGAUUCUCCGCAUACAAAAUAUAAAAGUCUUCCAGAAACCUUCCCGUUGAUUACACAGCUGCGCGUCCUCUGAGCGGGAUGACGGACGCGGAGAUGUUCGCGUCGGAGGAGGAGGAGGAGCAGGUGGUGGACGGCGGCCCGCUGGGAGACUUCAGGCGGCGGACGCGGCUGUACUGCAUGAAUGGCGGACAUCACCUCCAGAUGCUCCCCGACGGGACGGUGCAGGGCCAGAGGGAGGAAGGGGACGCUCACACUGUAUUAAAGCUCAAAGCUGUGGAUAGAGGUGUCGUGGUUGUCCAAGGAACAGAAACCGGGCGAUAUUUGGCCAUGAAUGACGAGGGCCGAUUGUACAGUUCACACACAGUGACCGAUGAAUGUUACUUUCUGGAGAAGCUGGAGGAGAACCACUACAACACAUAUGUAAGUCAGAAAUAUCAGGUCAGGAACUGGUAUGUAGCGCUGAAAAAGAACGGAAGACCUAAACUGGGUCCAAGAACUCACAUCGGACAGAAGGCCAUCUUCUUUCUGCCCCGACAGCUGAGCGACUCCAGAGAGUGAAGACGAGCGGCUCAUCACACAGCGAUACCUCAAUCUAAAUGAAUGCUAUAUCACAAUGAAUAAGUUGUGUGAAUAUGGUUGAUGAACUGGCGAGUAUUUCUAAAGAUUAAUCUAAUGCAUACUUAUUAGGGCGAGGACCAGCUUCCAUCAGAGCUCCACUAACACAGCAUCCCAUUGUAGCUGGAAGCAGGUCUGCUUGUUGCACAGAAGAAAAAGGGCCAACAAGAACACAGGAUAAUAAACUUAGGUACUGAUUUGAAAGAUUACGUCUGAAAUAGUGGUUCUCGGACUGAGGGGCAUGUUGAAUGAUUAGGUUAUACAUGUGUAGUGACCUAGAUUGUUAUUAAAGUUGUCUAGACCAUCAAAUAUUGCACUGACGAUUACAUUGUAUACCUAAUUAAUUGAGAAUGUUGUUGGAAGUCAUGCGUUUCAAGUACUCUCUAGUUUUACUUUUCUGCAACCAAUGCUUUGCUCUGGAGGAGUCAUGCUUCGGCAGAUUAGAAGAGACUGAAUAUUAAAUAUAUGAACUAUAAGGCUCUUGAGCUGCUCACGUUCCAGCAGCAGGUCCACUGUGCUUCCACCAAUGUGUAAAAUGACCCAGUGCACCAUUAA
Molecule: messenger RNA, 1206 nt
Organism: Cyclopterus lumpus (lumpfish)
Lineage: Eukaryota; Metazoa; Chordata; Actinopteri; Perciformes; Cyclopteridae
Gene: fgf1a
Product: fibroblast growth factor 1a
Exons: 3
Coding region: 115-594 (159 amino acids)
Biological process (GO): positive regulation of protein phosphorylation; animal organ morphogenesis; fibroblast growth factor receptor signaling pathway
Cellular component (GO): cytoplasm
Molecular function (GO): fibroblast growth factor receptor binding; growth factor activity
Source: RefSeq, a predicted model, not a curated record